GGCAGGGGGUGGAGUUCCGGUCGAGCGCUGUGCGCCUUGACAGAGCUGGCGUUUCCUCCCGCACCGGUUGAGGGCUUGCCGUUGAGGUGGACAUUACAUGGUAUCAACGUGGGAUCUGAAGAAGGUGACCCCCAGGAACACCAACCUCCAGAAAUAACAGGCCAGAUCUGGGAUUUCAGGACACUGUCUUCUUCCUCUUCCAGCCGUUGAUGCUUUUCGCUCCAGAUUUUUACUACGCUUGGACACUCCUCCUGACAUGGAGAAGGUUGAGGAGCAGUUGGCUGACCUGAACAUUGUUACACGUUCCUCAGGGACUACAGAGCCUACUUACCUGCUUGGCAUAGAUACAUCAAAAACCAAACAAGCAGAAAAAGAAAGCCUGGUCGCUGUUUUAUGUUCUAAUGGGUCAAUCAGAAUAUAUGACAAAGAAAGGUUAUCCAUACUACGUGAAUUUCGUGGGUAUCCUGGGCUUAAUGGAGUCAGAUUUGCAAAUUCUGGUGACGGUGUAUAUUCAUCAUGUACCGACGGCACUGUAAAAUGCUGGGAUGCUCGAUUAGCCGGUGAGAAGCCUGUCCAGCUGUUCAAGGGUUACCCUUCCAAUAUUUUUAUUAGUUUUGAUAUCAGCUGUAAUGACCAUGUCAUUUGUGCUGGUACAGAGAAAGUUGAUGAUGAUGCACUGUUGGUAUUUUGGGAUGCAAGAAUUAGUUCUCAGGACUUGUCUACUUCUAAAGACCCACUUGGAGCGUACUCAGAGACGCACAGUGAUGAUGUCACUCAAGUACGCUUCCAUCCCAGCAAUCCCAACAUGGUAGUCUCCGGCUCAACUGAUGGCCUGGUAAAUGUGUUUGAUAUUAGUAUCGAUAAUGAAGAUGACGCACUGGUUACAACCUGUAACUGCGUUUCUUCCGUAAGCUGCAUCGGUUGGUCGGGGAGAGAUUAUAAACAGAUUUACUGCAUGACGCAUGGUGAAGGAUUUUGUUGGUGGGAUCUUAAUCAUCUGGAUACUGAUGAACCAAUUACACGUUUGAACAUCCCGGAUGUCAGAGAAGUAAUUAAUGUAAAAGAAGGUAUUUUGGACUAUUUGGUUGGCGGCCUAUAUCACGAGAAAAUGGACAAAUUGUUUGUUGUUGGGGGCACAAACACAGGAAUUAUUCACUUACUAAGCUGUGCUUCAUCAGGAUUGAGUCACGUGACCAGCCUUCACGGAGGGCAUGCUGCUACCGUCCGUUCUUUCUGUUGGAAUGUGCAGGAUGAUUCUUUGCUAACCGGAGGGGAAGAUGCACAGUUGUUACUUUGGAAACCUGGAGCAAUAGACAAGACAUCUACAAAGAAAGACAGCAUGAAAAUAGCAUCCUCCGUGUACCAGCGAGUUCGAGUUCACAGUAAUGAUUCUUACAAGAAAAGGAAAAAGCUGUGAUGUGACGUUGGGAGCUUACUUGAGAGGUUUUAUAGUUGCAAGUAAUUAUUUUUGUGUCCUACCUGUGACAGAUCUUUUUAAAGCUCAUACGUAAAAACAAGCCAGAGGCAAACAAUCCUGGGAAAAUGUUGAAAAUGGUUUAAUUCAGGUCUUCAUGUAUUCUAAAAUUAUUUUUUUAAAGCUGCCAGUUGAGUAUAUAAUCAGUGAGUUGAAAGUAAAAUUACAUUCCUCAUUUUUAAAACCCAUCUGUUGAGUCAGUAAAUGUUGGGUUUAAAGAAAUAGCUUUGAUAAGGACUUUUUAGAAGUAGAUGGCUGGUAUGACUUCAAAGAAUCAGGUGGUUUGAGCUAUAUUUUGUAAGCUCUGUUUUUUUUACAUUUUAAGUCAUCUUCAUUAUUUAUAAAACCAAAUCAGACUGUUUUCUGUCAGAGCUCCUGCUUGCUUAAUACACAUAGAUUAUGUUGGAGUAGUUAAAUAUAAAUAUUCUAAUGAUUCUAAAUAGAACUAAGAUUUUCUGGAAUGAAGUGAUUUGUAUCUAUUUAAAAUAUAUAUUUAGUAAAUAUUUGCAUCUGUAUUUUAAACUGGUUAAAUAGUAAGCAGGUAUUUCAUUGACGAAAAGGGAAUUACCUUGCAAAAUCCCUUGAGUCCAUGGAAAUACAACAAUGAAAGUAUAAUAGCAGAAUGACUUUUUUAUUUCAAAAUAUUCUGAUAUUUUGUGAUAAAAUUUUCUUUCAUAGUGUCUCUUCCAUAAUUUUAAACUUAAGAGCCCAUGGGGAGUGGGGGCCAUGCAGGAGGGACCGCCAGGGCUUGAAGGGGGACACCACCAUAAUCUUUCAUUUAAACGUGAAAUUUUGUUUACUGCGAAUUUUUUCAUCCUCCUACAUAUUUUUCCAAGGAAUAUUAAUAAAAAAGUUGGUCACUGUAAA
Messenger RNA from Suricata suricatta (meerkat), 2341 nucleotides. RefSeq names its product WD repeat domain 89 (gene WDR89). NCBI's taxonomy places the organism in Eukaryota, Metazoa, Chordata, Mammalia, Carnivora, Herpestidae. Gene Ontology annotation, molecular function: protein binding. The transcript is spliced from 4 exons. The record is from RefSeq and is a predicted model, not a curated record. Bases 257 to 1417 code for a protein of 386 amino acids.